Messenger RNA from Ostertagia ostertagi, 168 nucleotides. Lineage: Eukaryota; Metazoa; Nematoda; Chromadorea; Rhabditida; Trichostrongylidae. The record is from the annotation of a GenBank genome assembly.
AUGGGCCAUGCAAGGACCUAUCUAUCUGUCGACAUUCUUAGACGAAUAAUGACUUCUUAUUUCGGCUACGAUGUGCAGUUUAUUAUGAAUAUCACUGAUAUCGAUGACAAAAUUAUAAAAAGAGCCCGUCAACGCCAUUUGCUAGCGAAGUAUCUCGAGUCUAACUAA